Molecule: messenger RNA, 1653 nt
Organism: Drosophila kikkawai
Lineage: Eukaryota; Metazoa; Arthropoda; Insecta; Diptera; Drosophilidae
Source: RefSeq, a predicted model, not a curated record
AUUUCCGCGAGAAAUUUUCCACUGCUGGGGAAGUAUUUUUGGAAACGGUGCAAGACUUGUGGAAAUAUGUAAAAAUUGUGUUAUAAAUACAAAGAUGUGCUGGGCAGAUUUCAAUCGGCAAUCUUGAUUGCAGUAAAUUUGGGAAUUGCGCAUGUCUGCCCUUAGCUUCAGCCUGAACGUUUUGUUGCUCUCAGCUUAGCUCUCUCUCUCUCUCUCUCACGCACACACUGGUAAUGACAAUGCAGGGGAGUUGGAGUUCUUUGUUUAUAAUUUGGAUUGACAAGAGUUACAAUUUAAUAUAAUAUAAUUUAAAUAAUAUGCCUAAGAAAAGCGUACAUAUUUCAUAUUAUUUUACUCUGGCUGAACAAAUACGAGUAAGAUAAUGCGCAUUUUCGGACAUGAUUGAUUGACUUGCAUGCCUGUGUGUGUGAGAGCACGAGCAAAACAAAAGCCAAAACAGAAACAAAUCACACCUACAGCCAUGGACGCCCGCUCAAUGCCGUCAGCGUCAGCCAACUAAUCAAUCAAUCAGUCAAUCGACACACACAUACACACACGGCCAAUGCUCGUUUCAUCUCCAUCAACGAUUCAUUUCGGGAUUGGCGCUUGAACAGGGAGCACAACAACGCCGGCUGGCAGUGGAGGAGCGGACAGCAAAAACAACAACAAAUUUCACGAUGACAUCUACUCUGCCCGAUCGCUUUAGUGCAGGCAAGCGUCAGUUCUGGCGCGAGUUCCUGGCUCUCUACCAGGGCAUGCCGCAGCUGUGGGAUGCCCACCAUGUCAACUAUCGGAACAAGGAUCUCCGUAAUCGGGCCUACGAGCUGCUGGAGACGAAGCUCCGGGAGAUUCAGCCAAAUGCCACGCGCACCGAGGUGGGCAGACGAAUCAACAUCUUUCGGACCAAUUACAGGCGCGAGCAGAUGCGAAUCCUUAAGCAAAAGGAACUCGGGCUGCAUUCGGAUUUGUGCAAGCCGACGUUGUGGUUCUACGACUAUAUGGGCUUCCUGCUGACCCAGGAGACGUUCCAGCACAGGACGAGGAAGGGCCGGACUGCCACAGCCAGUGGCAAGCAGAGAAAUAGCUUUCGCUGUGCCAAGGAAGCAUCUGCAGAUCCCCCGGACAGUGUGUGCGAUUGGCAGAUGAAGGAUAGCACUGUUACCAACUAUCUGCCGGAGCCAGCUACCCCGCAAUCGGAGGAGGCCUCCCUGCUCAGCCCAAAGGUGGAGAUAAUCGAAGCGGAUGAGGGCAACCCAACGCAUGAAAUGGAGCUCAAGGAUGAUCUCAAAGAGGAAGCGAAUAUGUCAGAAAUUCCAGGAAGUUCAGAGCCCACCUGCUCUACGCAUCACGCAGAUGCCGGCAACGGAUACGGAAGUGGUAGCACUCGAAAUCACAGCCUCAGCGAAUCCUCCGAAGUGCUGGCCAAGUCCUGGGCCAUUCAGUACGAGGAGAUGGAACCCACGCAGCGUAUCCUGGCACGAAAGGCCAUUGCGGAUAUACUCUUUGAGGGCUGCAUGGGAAAUCUACGAAUAAAUCGCGGCGAUCCAAAAAACACGGUGGGAAAUUAUCUGUAAACUUAUAAUAUUAUUUAAUAUAAGAAUAUUUUCCUAACAUGUAACAUUGCCAAAAGAAAACCAGUUGAUUUUCCAUUUA